AAUUAUUUACUGUUUAGGUCUUUAGAAGGCAUCACGAAUUUCGCCAGUGUCGAAUCAAAUACAUCAGUUGCAUCAUUAAUCUUAAAUUUUGGUUAUGAUGACAUUGGAAAAACUAUUGCUAACAUUGCAGUUAAUGAUUUUGCUAAAAAUUAUCAAGGUAAUAAUUGGGGAUAUAAUGGUCCUGGUGUUAUUACCAGAGCACUCAUGAAAAUCUGCAAUACAAGAGUGAUAACUAAUAUGAACAAACAAAACUGUAAAGGAUUUAUGGUUUAUGGACAGGAAGCAUUUUGCCCAAUUCCGUGGACAGAUUGGGCACUAUAUUUCAACUCAACUACUAGUGCUAAGGUAAUGAAUGCAAUUGAGAACAGCAUGGGAAUUCAUGUAUGGAAUCUACACAGUAAACAUACACCUAUUAUAGUUGGAUCAAAACAACCCUAUGGAUUAGUCGCUCAAAAAUAUUGUCCUGAUAUUUUUUCUUCGGCCAAAGAUAUAUUUUAACUAAUUUGAAUCAUACAUUUUAUUGUUAUACAUUAGAUUAUAUUUAUAGAAUUAAUUAAUUUUAAUGUGACAAUAUAAUAAUUAUUUUAUUGAACAAAACUUCAAGGUCUCUUAAGAUACAGCUCCAAAGAAUGUUCUGUUGACUAAUGUUUCUCAAUUUAUUUCUUCGACACAAUAAAUAUCCAUAAAUCAAUGUGCACCUAUUGAAUAAUGUCUAUCAUACAGGUUACAAUCAAAAUAAAGACAAUGAUAAUAUCCAAAGAA
Molecule: messenger RNA, 762 nt
Organism: Sipha flava (yellow sugarcane aphid)
Lineage: Eukaryota; Metazoa; Arthropoda; Insecta; Hemiptera; Aphididae
Product: lactosylceramide 4-alpha-galactosyltransferase-like
Exons: 2
Biological process (GO): glycosphingolipid biosynthetic process
Molecular function (GO): hexosyltransferase activity
Source: RefSeq, a predicted model, not a curated record